Lodderomyces elongisporus is the source of this 1869-nucleotide messenger RNA. It is a transcript of the gene SGA1, whose product is annotated as glucan 1,4-alpha-glucosidase. The record is from RefSeq and is a predicted model, not a curated record. Lineage: Eukaryota; Fungi; Ascomycota; Pichiomycetes; Serinales; Debaryomycetaceae. Gene Ontology annotation, biological process: polysaccharide metabolic process. The transcript has a single exon. Bases 1 to 1869 code for a protein of 622 amino acids. Gene Ontology annotation, cellular component: fungal-type vacuole. Gene Ontology annotation, molecular function: glucan 1,4-alpha-glucosidase activity.
AUGUUGGUUAGCUAUUUAGCUUUAUGUGUUACAAUCGUGCUGGUCAUGAAUGCGGCUGCAAUCCUGAUUCCCUUCGAUGACUUGACGGGUCUUUCAGGAAAGUAUCAACAAUGGCUUGAUUUGUUUCUCAAACCAUCCACAGACAUCUUUCAAAACACCAUUUCGUACUUCAAAUCCACAAGUAAUGAUGAUGUUUUACUUCAACCGUCAUUCUCAAGUUCACACCAGCCUAAAGCACAGUUUGAUUUUUCUCAAUUCGAAUCAUGGCUUGAGAAUCAACAAAACAUUUCGUUAUAUCGGAUUUUAGACAAUGUAAUUGCGUCACCAUCGACCUCAAAGAUCAUUAACAACAACAGAAAAAACAAAAGAAACAAAAAGAACGAUGUUGUAAAAAACGUACUAGUUGCUUCUCCUUCAAGAAACUCACCAGAUUACUUUUAUCAAUGGAUCCGUGACUCCGCCAUUACAAUAAAGACACUUAUGUAUGCUCUUCAAGAGAAUCCUGAGCACGAACUCAACACAACUAUCUUGGAUGUUGUUCAUUCAUAUGUUUGCAACAACUGGCAUUUGCAACGUACAAAAAACCCACUGGGCGGAUUUGACAUGAAUUCGGGUGAUAAUAAAGGGCUUGGCGAACCAAAAUUCAAUGUCGAUGGACUGGCAUUUGAACAAAAUUGGGGUCGCCCACAACGAGAUGGCCCAGCACUACGUACAUUAGCCAAUUUUCAAUACCUUCGAUUUCUCGAAGAAAAUGUAGGAAACUUUGACAUGGCAACCCCUUGGAUUUGUGAAACAAGUGGAGGUGACACUUAUGGCGACACUAAUGACGACACUGAUGGUGGUCAAGGUGUUUUUAAUGGAACAUGGGUUUAUCAUGAGAUCAUCAGGCCGGACUUGAAUUACAUUAUUCAAUACUGGAAUUGGACUGAUGGGUUUGAUCUAUGGGAAGAAAUGACAACUCCUCAUUUUUUCACUUUAAUGGUGCUGAUUCGCGCUGUGCGCGAUGCAGUAUAUUGGGCAUUACAUUUCAAUGACGUUGAUCUUGCUGAAACACUCCAAUCAGCAUAUGAUGCAAUGAAAAUUGGUAUUACAAGAGAUACGGCAAGCGGCGGACUUGGGUUUAUAAACUCUGAAGUGGACUAUUUAGUCGAGCACCCGGAAUUAUACAACCUGGGGCAGAGGACGGGGUUGGACAUUGCAACAAUAUUGGCAGUCAUGUAUACCCACGAGCACGAUGGUCAUCCUGAGCAAAAUUCACACCCAUCACUCAAUAAUGCCAUAAGAGACAUUCCUUUUAAUGCUACCAAUCACAAGAUUCUCAAUUCGCUUGCACAUUUGGUAGUAGAUAUGCAACAAAGAUUCCCCAUAAAUAAACAAUUUCAUUUCAUUCGUGGAAGUGGAGUGGCCUUGGGAAGAUACCCAGAAGAUGUUUAUGAUGGAGUGCAAACGUCAGUAGGCAAUCCGUGGUUUCUUGCUACAUCAGCCGCCGGGGAACUCGUGUAUCAGUUCAUCUAUGGAAUUGUGGAAAAUGAUGCUGAUUUGGUAAUUAACAAGGAAAAUCGCGCAUUUUUUCUUCCUUUCCUCUCAACAGAUUCGGAAAAGCAGAUAGAUGACAAUGUAAAGUUAGUCUUUGCAAGCCAAGAGUAUAACCUUAUGAUUCAAAAACUUAAGCAAUAUGCAGAUUCAUUUCUUGCAGUAGUGAAAUUCCAUACGGAUUCAGAGGGGCAUUUGAGUGAACAAUUUAAUCGCAAUAACGGAUACAUGCAAGGUGCUAAGGAUCUAACAUGGAGCUAUGGUGCUUUAUGGACUGCAGUUCGAUGGAGAACAAAGACAUUAAAUUUGUUGAACAAUAAAGGACUCAAUGUAUAG